Dictyostelium purpureum is the source of this 3818-nucleotide messenger RNA. RefSeq lists its product as uncharacterized. The transcript has 4 exons. NCBI's taxonomy places the organism in Eukaryota, Evosea, Eumycetozoa, Dictyosteliales, Dictyosteliaceae. The record is from RefSeq and is a predicted model, not a curated record. The coding region runs from base 1 to 3723 and encodes 1240 amino acids.
AUGAGUAAUAGAAGGAAAAACCUUGAUAGAGGUCCAGAAACACUGUUUAAUAAAUUAUUAAUAGUUCAGUUAGAUACAGAAACAUUUCAACCAUCAUUAUCAUAUCAAUGGGCCCCUCCAAAAAAAAACGAAAAGGAUGAUGAAAAGGAGGAUGAUAAUAGAAAAAUUCAACAAUUUUGUUUCCCUGAGUCGCAGGAUGAAUUAUCAAAUAUAUUAAAAAAAAACCAAGAAAUUAUAAAUGUAUUUUCAAUUGUUUUAACAGAUUCAUAUGGUGGUAAAACUAUUGCAUAUUGUAAAAGAGUUAUGAGACCACUCGAACCAAUUUGUUUUUGUAUAAUUAGUAAAAGGCCAUUUUUUAAAUUAUUUGAAAAGCUUUUAAUAUCAAUUCAGGAUAGAUAUGAAAGAAGAUCAACUCAAACCAUCAAUACAUUAUUAUCAGCAUUGUUUUCUCAACCUAUCCCCAAAUCUUCAACAACCAUUGAAUUUAAAACUAUAACUGCUGGCCAACCAGAAGAACAUAUUUUCCCAUUUUUAAAACCUAGAACUAAUUUCGAUCAUAUUGAUUACGAAAUUAUUUUUAAAAUGAACCCAGAGCAUAUUAUAAAAUUAUUUGAAUUUGCAUUAUGUGAAAGUAGGGUUAUAUUAUUAUCAAAAGAUAUUUCAGUAUUAUCAAAUGGUAUUUUGGCUCUAUCCUCAUUAUUGUAUCCAUUAAUUUGGCAACAUAUUUUUAUUUCAGUUUUACCUUCAUCAUUAAUGCCAUAUGUAGCAGCACCAAUUCCAUUUAUAGUCGGUAUUUUAGAGUCAUCAUUAAAGUUAUUUUAUCAACAACCAACAGAACAGGUAAUUCUUUACGAUUUGGACAGGUUAGAGUUUAUAAUAGAUCCACACACAAAAUCAAUGCUUCCUUAUCAUAUAAGAAUCUAUUUGGAUAAUUAUUUAAAAAAUAUAAAAUUAAAUCAUCCAAAAUAUAACCAUGAUUUCGAUGAUAAUAAUCUUAGAAAACCAUUUUAUUCAAUUAUUUAUCACUUAUUUAAAAAUUAUACAGCUAAUAUGUUAAAAAAUGGUGUAUCAUAUAGUUUUCAUAAAGAUCAGUUUUUAGAGGCACCUUGCAAUCUUCAAAAUAAAAAGUUAUUAGAGAUAGUAUGUAAUUCUCAAAUGGUCGAGGUGUUUUUUGGGGAAAAGGAGUUUGAGUUUUCAGAAGGUGGCCAGGUCAAUUGUACAUUCUUAAAUGAUGCUAGAGAUAAUACUGAUGAUGUUCCAUACAUUUCAAGAAAGAAGUUGGGCUUAUUAGAUUGCAGAGCAUGUGGUCACAGUACAAUUUCAUACCCAAAUACAUUGGAAAUCGAUGGUCAAUUCUUAAUUCAUGCAGAGUGUUUAAUGUGCCGUACUUGCGAAAUCCCAUUAAGUCUAAAUGAACGUGACAAAUUUGAAAUUAAAAAGAUUAAAGAUGGUGAGGCUGUUAAGAUAUAUUGUACAGAAUGCAGAAGUAAAACUUUAAUGGGCAAAAUUAAAAAUACCUCAUCAAAUUCAAAACAAAAGUUUUAUUCAUUAUUUAAAGUUGAUGAAUCUUCAUACAGUAGUCAACAAGUUGGUAAUACUGCAAAUCAUAAUCAUCAAAUUUUUAAUAAUUUAUUAAAUCAAAAUUAUUUUGUUUCAAGUCAAAAAGAUAAUCAAAAAGAUAAAGAUAAUAAUCACAAUCAUAGUCAUAAUCAUAAUCAUCAUCAUAAUCAUAAUCAUCAUCAUAAUCAUAAUCACAAUCAAAAUCAUAACCAUAGUCAUCACAAUAAUGGUCAUCAUAAUACCCAUUCAUCAAAUAAUAGUCAUAACCAAAAACAAAUUUUUCCAGCAUCAAGUGAAAUUCAAAAUUUUAAAUUUAAAAAAUCAAGUCAAACAAACCAUCAAAUUAAAUCAUCAACUUUUACAGGCUUACCAACUACGAUGCACACAAAUAAUUCAAAUCAAACUUUAGCACCAAGUUCAUCAUCUUUAUCCUCUUCUGGUGGUAGUUUACCCCCACCACCUCAAACGACUUUAAAUAGUUAUCAUAACCAAAAUAAAGGUGUUGGUGGUUCUUUAUCUGGAUUAUCAAAUAGUUUAAUGAUCAAAAAUCAUUCAAAUAAUAAUAAUGGUAAUAAUAAUAGUUUAAAAUUAUCAUCAUCACCAUCAUCGGAUAAUUCAAUUAAAUUUUCAAGUUCUCCAUCAAAAUCACCAUCAAAUACUCCUCAACCACCCUCUUUAAAACCUUCAAUAAAGCAACCAGCUGUAUCACCAAAUAAACAACAGUCAAUGUCCCAACCAACACAACCAAACGCAGCAUCAGCAAAUGUAGCCAAUAUUCCCCUAUCCAAACAAGAUAGAUCUAGAGCACCUUUACCACCCUCCCUAGGAGAAAAGAAAGAAAGAGCGAUGGAACAAUUAAAACAAAGAAAUAUACAUGUUGUAACUAGAUUGGAUGAUUAUUUUUCAGAUCUUAAUAUGAAUAAUGAUUAUAAUAAUAUAGAUACAGAAAUUUCUAAUAUUAAUAAUAAUAAUAAUAUAAAUAAUAAUAAUACACUAUCAAUUUCGGUUUCAAAUGGUAAUUUACCUCCAAUUUCACCAAGAAAAAAUCAAUCUCAGCUACCUCCAAUCUCACCAAGAAAAAAUCAACCACAGCAACCACUAAAUUCAACAAAAAAACAAAAUAAAGCAAAUCCACCAGCUAUUCCUCAAAGGAAUUUUUCUAAAACAGCACCAAGAAGAUCCAAAACUCCACCACCUCAAUUAACUUCUGAUGAUUGUGAUUUACCUUCUAAAUCACCACCUGUAGUUUCUCCUCGUAGAAAAUCAAAUCCUGCAGCAUUACAAAUUUAUUCAAAACAACAACAAAAUAAUAGUGACUUUCAAAUGGUUAAUAGUCAAGGUAGUGUUAAAAAACCACUACCAUCACUAAAAACAAAUAAUAGUAAUGACAAUCAACCACUACCAGUAAGACAAUUGCCACCAAAGUUAUCAAAACCAUCUACCAGCUUUACUAAAUUACCAGAUACAUCCCAAUUUAAAAAAUAUGCGGCAAAACCUAAUGACCAACAACCACCAACUUCAAAGGGAACAUCAAUGUUAUCUACACCAACUAUAAUAACCACACAAAGUAAUAAUAACAAUGGUUCUAACAAAGCUCAACAACAACAACAACAACAACCAAACCCACCACCAAUACCCAGCAGAACCACACCACCAAAAACUUCACCACGCACAAUGGUUAGAGAAUAUAAUAAUAAUAAUAUAUAUUAUCAUAAUCAAUCUCCAGUACAGCCAAUACAACUACCACAACAACAAUCUCCACAAACAUCUCCUCAAACAUCUCCACCUGGUGCAUCACCUAGACGACUUAAUAAAACUUGCUUUGGUUGUCAGUUACCUUUAAAUUGUAAGAUGCCAAUUAAAAUGGCAAAUAAUAAUUAUUACCAUGCAGACUGCUUUACCUGUAAAUAUUGUUCUUUACCUGUUCAAAAAGAUUAUUUCUUUUAUCAAGGUUCUCUUUAUCAUAUAGCAUGCUCAGAAAAUAUAUUACCAGUGUGUGUUUCAUGCACAAAUAAAAUUCACGGAAAAUUUGUUCAAGAUUUCAAACAAGUUAAAUUUCAUGAAGAAUGUUUUAAAUGCUGCAAUUGUGGUUCCUCAUUAGUAAAUGGUUAUCAAAUUUAUUCACAAAGUUAUUAUUGCAAACCAUGUGGCGAUUUAAAAUAAUAUAAAUAAUAACAAAAGAUAUAUAUAAAUUAAUAAAAUAUAAAAAAAAAAAAGAAAUUUUUAAAAUUUCUUUUUUUUAAAUAAAUUAAUUCCCU